This is a messenger RNA of Anopheles merus, 2657 nucleotides long. Its product is annotated as acetylcholinesterase. The record is from RefSeq and is a predicted model, not a curated record. The transcript is spliced from 6 exons. The coding region runs from base 314 to 2551 and encodes 745 amino acids. NCBI's taxonomy places the organism in Eukaryota, Metazoa, Arthropoda, Insecta, Diptera, Culicidae.
CCAUCAGUUAAGUUGGACUGUCUGAUGACGUCCGGAAAAUAUUUUGAAAUAUAAUGGAUACAUUUUUACCAUAUUUUGAUAUAGCGCCGUGCGAAAUUGUAUCCUGGUCGAACAAAUCUGAUGAGUGCUGCAAAGAUAUACGCGAUAGUCAUUAGAGCAGAACGAUUUUCAAUAUUACAGUGCAACCAGUGGAAACUGUUGACUAUUGUAAAUUAUUGUGAAUUUCUUCUACACAAAGUGUGAGCUAAACUUUAUUUUAAAAUAAAGAUGAAGAAGAUUUUGUUGUUUUGUGAUCAAAUAGUAAGAUAAUAAAAUGGCAACAAUUAAAAAGCUUCUUAACAACGUACUAUUGUUUUGGAUUCUAUCAAUUCGACUAUCUGGAAGCCAAAUGCAAGAUGCAACCAUCGUACUAAGCCAAGGAACUCUUAUUGGGCUCAAAGUCUUUCCCGAGACAUCACGCAUACCCAUAUAUGCGUACCUUGGGAUUCCAUAUGCAAAGCCUCCCGUCAAUGAGCUACGAUUUGCUCCCCCCGUACCGAGUCCAGGAUGGAAUAGAACUUUGUAUGCUCGUGACUUUAAACCGAUUUGUCCACAAAUCGAAAACAGCAGCUACGAAGAUUUGGGAAUUGAAAAUCAGUUUCGAUCACGUGAAACUAACGAAGAUUGUCUGUACUUGAACAUAUGGAUUCCCGAAACAUCAAUACGUUACGGAGGCUUCCCGGUGUUGGUAAUGAUAACAGGCGAGGAAAUGGCAUUCGACUGGAACACUAAUCGGGCAAGCGGUCUCGAUCUUGCGGCAGAUGGUAUUAUCGUAGUAACUGUACAGUACCGAAGCAAUGUGUUUGGGUGGUUAUCGCUCGGUCAAAAAUAUGCUCCAGGAAACCUUGGUCUACUGGAUCAACAAUUGGCACUUGUCUGGAUAAAGGAUAAUAUACAAAAAUUUGGUGGUGAUACGAAUCGAUUAACACUACUUGGACAUGGUACCACCGGUGGACCAAAUGUAAUGAUCCACAUGGUUAGCCCGCAAGCAAGAGGCCUAUUUGCGCGGGCUAUCAUAAUGUCUGGCACAAUCUAUUCUCCGUAUUCGGCGGUGAACGCCGACACCAAACUUUCUCAAGAAAUCAUUAAAAUACUGGCCUGCAACUAUGACGUUGGAAAAAAUGUAUUGAAAUGCCUACAGCAGAAGAGCAUUCACGAUCUUCUACGUGCUUAUGAGUACAUCUAUCGUAACGGAAACUACACUAUCAAUCUCGGACCAAUUAUAGACCACUACCUACCUUUCGAAAAACGGUAUAUUGUUGAUGAUCCUCAAAAAUUGUUCACAGCGAAGGCUCUCAUCAGAGAAGACAUGCCCAUUCUUUUUGGUAUAACUAGCAACGAAGGCGGAUUUUUGUACAGCAAAUGGAUUGAGUUAGCACGUCAAAGUAUUGAUUCGCUAAAGAAGUAUAUUAAUGAAACGCUUCUACCUAAUAUCAUCGAACGGUACAAGUUUCAAGGAGCGGGCCAAGAUCAAAUACGUGAAACCAUACAUUGGCGUUACUUUGAACAAAUACCCCAGACAACAGCGCAUCAUAUACACGCUAUUAUUAAAAUUAUUUCGGAAACACGACACGAAAUACCUUUCUAUAAAACUCUCAAAGCCCUCGGAACCAAAAAACAAUCUAAUAGACAACUGUCCGUCGGAACGAUAGAGGACGAUAUAGCAAAUAUACAGGGCGAGAGCAAAGCUGCAAUGCAACAUAACGCCAGUUACGUUUAUGCAUAUCUUUUCCAUCACCCCAAUUCGAUGGACAUGAGGGGUAGAAUUAACUUUUUCGGAGGAGCAUCUCAUUCAUCGGAUUUACCUUUCCUCAUGGGACCAAGCCUUUACAGAGAAAUUGGGCGCAGGCGCUUAUCGCUGGUUGAAGACAAAUUGUGCAAGAAAAUGCGAUCUUUAUUUACGGAAUUCAUUAAAGACGGCAAUCCAACACCUGGUCGGCAAUUUGAUUCCUGGACACCAUAUAGCGUUGAACUCAAAUACAUCAAGUUGAUCUCCGCAAAACCGGAGUCUUUUCAUCGAAAUGAUCACUCAUCAUUAGAAAAUACAUUUGAAGAUAAUUUACAAGAAAUUGAAGAAAACGUUAUUGGUAUAACAGGAUUGGAAGAACAAUCUUCCAGCAUAAAUAACUCCAAAAACCCUUACAAUCUUAAUCCUAACAUUCAGGCAGACCAAGAAAACGCGAGAACGUCUAAAAAUGCUAUUUAUCUAGCUGGCGCAAGAGAUUCUGAGUAUUUUUACUAUCUGCAGAGAAUGGACAGUUUCUGGGACCAAUUUCUUCCAAAGCUCAGCCAAAUUAUGAAUGAAACAAACCAAGAGAAACUUCGUAAUCGCCGAAUUGAUUUAACACUUGAGGAAGAGCAAGAUAUAUUCCGAGAAACAGCAGCUGCUUCCAAAUAUAAGCAUGCCUUUUUUUCUAUGCUUACAUUAGUAUGUAUGCUGUUGGGAGUUCUUUGUAUUUGCGUCUACAUUUUAAAGAAAAACACGAACACCAGUUUGUCGAGCAUAUUAUGACACCAACUUUUCUUCCGAACAAAUCUAUUUGAUCGGAAGAAUCGACGUAAAAAACCUGACGUAAGCAGCAUGGGUGAUGAGGAAGAAAUUAACGUAACAGCUAUCA